AUGACCGCAACGAAAAGCCUCAAAGAAAUCCCACCUAUCUACCUCAGAGUCCACCUAACGGUGCUCCAAAUCCUAGGAAUAGACAUCCUUCCUGUUGAAAGCGUCCCCCAAAACCUAUUUUACACCUACACGGCCCUUAUCAUUUCCACAAUGUGUCUUUUCACCAUCGCCGAAUUCUUAGACAUGGUGUUGAACUACGAAGACAUCUACAGACUCACCUUCGGCCUUUGCUACUGCGUGACGCACGUUUUAGGCACAGUUAAAAUGUUCCUGAUGUUGUAUCUGCGUAAGAAAUUGUGGGGCAACUUAACCACGCUCGAAGAAGGCAUUUUCAAGCCGAAUCCGACACGAGGCGGACCUGAGGAGCUCCAAAUAGUCAACGAUGCUAUAACCAUGUGCAACCGACAAGGCUACGUCUUUUACACUUUGGUGUUUUUGAUAAUUGGGGCCCGCCUUUUGUACGCUUCUCUGGCUAACUGGCCCUACGACAAACACAAUUAUUUCGACGGAAACGUGACUGUGAUAGUCAACACGAAGGAGAUGCCCUACACCACCUGGAUGCCCUUCGACUACAACGACAGCCCCCUAUAUGAAACCAUCUUCGCGUUCCAGAUUUUCAGCACGACGGUUUAUGGGUUUUACAUUGGGGCUGCAGAUGCCGUCAUUUGCGGGUUUAUGAUGCUGAUUAAAGCGCAGUUUUUGAUUGUGAAAAGGGAGCUCGAGACUUUGAUUGAAAGGGCACAAAAGGCGGCAAUUGCGGAAAACCCAGACAAUGAAGAUAAUUUCGGUCGAGAGAUUGAACGAAUCGAGUUGUUGGAUAAGCGGACGCAAGACUAUGUUGCCAAGUACGCCAAUGAGUGUGUUUAUCACCACCAGGAGUUGAUCGCGUUGUGCGACCACGCCGAGGAGGAUUUUUGCUACUUGAUGCUUCUGCAGUUUAUUUCCAGUUUGUUGAUUGUGUGUUUUCAGUUGUUUCAAGUGAGUACGUUGUCCCCCGACAGUGUGGAAUUUUUCAGUAUGGUGUGUUAUUUGCUCCUCAUGUUGUUUCAACUUUUGUGCUACUGUUGGCAUGGGAAUGAGGUGCAAAUUGUGAGCGGGGAAUUGUCAAGAUACGCUUUUGGGAUUAAUUGGAUCAUUAUGAGAGAGUCGCCGAAGAAAACUCUCCUGCUUUUAAUGAUGAGGGCGCAAAGGCCGUGUUAUUUCACGGCUGGGAAAUUCUCGCUCUUGUCCUUGCAGACAUUCAUGACGAUCGUGAGAGGGGCAGGCUCGUAUUUCAUGUUUUUGAGGCAAAUGAAUAUUUAAAAAAUUACACAAGAUUUUGAACACUUCUACGAAACACAGUUGUAUUUUUGCUCAACACUGUCUUAAAAAAUUGUUACCUUUACACAACUUUGUAAUGAGGGUUUGAAUAACUGUUCACAAACGCAAAAUAAAAAACAAUAGCAGAUUUAUCAAUACUGUGGUUGAAAAAACUAAUUCUCGAUUCCUCGAUUUUUUUAACAAUUACUAAAAUCCUCCAAACAAAACAGUGCAUCAUUAAUUCUUCUUCAUAUUUGCACUUUCGAACUUUGAACACAUAUUUUCCCUUUUAGUAGUAUUGAGCUUAAGCCGUACGGCUAAAUUAUGGAAUAAUCGUAUUAUAAAACUGAUAAUAUCUUGUUUUGGCAAAAAUGCUCACAUAAUUCUCAACGGGAUUUAAAAUUUUGCACUUUUUGUAUUUUGAGUAAUGGCGCCAUAGAA
Messenger RNA from Tribolium castaneum (red flour beetle), 1740 nucleotides. Its product is annotated as odorant receptor 4. Gene Ontology annotation, biological process: detection of chemical stimulus involved in sensory perception of smell; sensory perception of smell. The record is from RefSeq and is a predicted model, not a curated record. Lineage: Eukaryota; Metazoa; Arthropoda; Insecta; Coleoptera; Tenebrionidae. The transcript has 4 exons. Gene Ontology annotation, molecular function: odorant binding; olfactory receptor activity. Gene Ontology annotation, cellular component: plasma membrane. Bases 1 to 1302 code for a protein of 433 amino acids.